CUACUCAAACUGGCAUUCAAAAAAAUAAACUGUUUCGGCGCGUUCUCCGCUUUGUGCCUGUGUUUCGUGCUGUGUGCGGUUUGUUCAGUCUUGUUCUUGGAACAUAUUUUGUUAUAAAAUCAUAGUAAUAUUGCAUUUUGGUGGCGCGCACAGUGUACAUCUUGCACAAAAGAAGUAAUUUAGUAAAAGCGUCGAAACAGAACGAUAGCCAGAAAAGAGCAAAGAUUAAUUGAGCAACGUGAAAAUAUUGUAGUGCAGCAGUCAAAUCCACCUUAAUAAAAAUGGCCGCAAAACCAGAGGACAAAAGUACGGAUAUACCGGAUCGCCUCUUUGACUCCAAUCUUCGCAAGACUUAUAAGCGUAUGCGCUUCUUUGGCAAGGGCGGCUUUGCAAAAUGUUACGAGAUCAUCGAUGUGGAGACAGACGAUGUCUUUGCCGGCAAAAUUGUGUCCAAGAAGCUGAUGAUCAAGCACAACCAAAAGGAAAAGACGGCUCAGGAGAUCACAAUACAUCGCAGCUUAAAUCAUCCGAAUAUUGUAAAAUUUCACAGCUAUUUCGAGGAUGUGCAAAACAUUUACAUUGUGCUUGAGUUGUGCAAGAAACGCUCGAUGAUGGAAUUGCACAAGCGUCGUAAAAGUAUUACGGAAUUCGAGACGCGCUAUUACAUCUAUCAGAUCAUUCAAGGUGUUAAGUAUCUGCACGACAAACGGAUCAUUCAUCGUGAUCUGAAGCUGGGCAAUCUUUUUCUGAACGACAUGCUGCACGUAAAGAUCGGUGACUUUGGUUUGGCUACACGCAUCGAGUUUGAGGGCGAACGUAAGAAGACACUGUGCGGAACACCCAAUUAUAUUGCACCCGAGAUCCUCACGAAAAAGGGCCAUUCGUUUGAGGUUGACAUUUGGUCAAUUGGCUGUGUGAUGUACACGUUGCUGGUGGGUCAGCCUCCAUUUGAGACAAAAACACUGAAGGACACAUAUUCGAAGAUCAAAAAGUGCGAAUAUCGUGUGCCAAGUUAUUUGCGUAAACCUGCCGCUGACAUGGUCAUCGCCAUGUUGCAACCAAAUCCAGAGAGUCGACCCACUAUUGGUCAACUGUUGACUUUUGAGUUCCUUAAGUCGUCGCAGGUGCCAAUGUUCUUGCCCAGUUCGUGUCUGACGAUGGCGCCGCGCAUUGGCAUCAACGAUGUGCUUGAAGAUCCCGCUCAACGCAAGCCGUUGACAGAGAUGAAUGGUCUACGCGAUGAUACGCGCUUGGAGUCUACAUUCCUUAAAAAUAACUUGCACGACGCCAUCACAGCUUCGGCACAAAUGUGUAGGCACAACGAGGACUAUCGCAGCGACAUCGAGAGCUUGCAUCAACAGCUCACCACGCUUAUCAACAACAAGCCACGUUUAUUGCAAGGCAAUUUGGGCGAUGAGAAUACUGAUCCAGCGGCUCAGCCACUGUUUUGGAUAUCCAAGUGGGUGGACUACAGCGAUAAGUAUGGUUUUGGCUAUCAGCUAUGCGAUGAGGGCAUUGGCGUCAUGUUUAAUGAUACUACAAAACUUAUACUGCUGCCCAAUCAAAUCAACGUGCAUUUUAUCGACAAGGAGGGCAAAGAGACUUAUAUGACCACAACAGAUUACUGUAAGACGCUCGAUAAGAAAAUGAAAUUACUAUCGUACUUUAAGCGUUAUAUGACCGAGCAUUUGGUCAAGGCUGGUGCCAAUAACGUGACAGUUGAGAGCGAUCAAAUCUCGCGUAUGCCACAUCUUCAUUCCUGGUUCCGCACAACGUGCGCCGUUGUCAUGCAUUUAACCAAUGGUUCCGUUCAGCUUAAUUUCUCGGAUCACAUGAAGAUCAUUUUGUGUCCACGCAUGAGCGCCAUCACCUACAUGGAUCAUGAGAAGAACUUCCGCACAUACCGCUUCUCCACUAUUGCCCAGAGCGGCGUCUCCAAGGAUUUGUAUCAAAAAAUACGCUAUGCUCAUGAGAAACUACGAAAAAUGCUCGAGAAGAUGUUUGUUUGAGCAUUAUUAAUUCGCUAUGUGCACAGCAGCAGGCUGACUUCAUUAUUUUUAUGUUUAUGAUUAGUUUAAGCGCAUUUAUGAACCACCAAUCUACCAGGCAACAUCAUCAUGCUCACGUCUUUUUACCUAAAUCUUAGUUGCUGUUCAAUCUCAAUCCUGUUCAAUGUUUAAGUUAAAUUUUACCCUCAUUGUUUUUUGUUUAAUUUCCAAAUAAUUAUUAAAUCGAUAAAGUUUCGUAAUUCUGUGCAUGA
Messenger RNA from Drosophila albomicans, 2260 nucleotides. RefSeq names its product serine/threonine-protein kinase polo (gene polo). Gene Ontology annotation, biological process: protein phosphorylation; regulation of cytokinesis; mitotic cell cycle. Gene Ontology annotation, cellular component: cytoplasm; spindle pole; centrosome. Lineage: Eukaryota; Metazoa; Arthropoda; Insecta; Diptera; Drosophilidae. The transcript has 5 exons. The record is from RefSeq and is a predicted model, not a curated record. The coding region runs from base 282 to 2009 and encodes 575 amino acids. Gene Ontology annotation, molecular function: protein binding; protein serine/threonine kinase activity; ATP binding.